This is a messenger RNA of Mercenaria mercenaria, 378 nucleotides long. RefSeq lists its product as uncharacterized. The record is from RefSeq and is a predicted model, not a curated record. The coding region runs from base 1 to 378 and encodes 125 amino acids. The transcript has 2 exons. NCBI's taxonomy places the organism in Eukaryota, Metazoa, Mollusca, Bivalvia, Venerida, Veneridae.
AUGUCAUUAGAAGUAGCAGCAGCAGUACCAGCAUCAGCAGUAGCAACAUACUUAAUGCCAGCAGUAGCAGCAGAAUCAGCACCAGCAGUAGCAAUGAGCAGUUUAAUGUCAAUACCAGCAGUAGUAGCAGAAGCAUUAGCAGCAGUUGCAGCAAAAGCAAUACCAGCAGUAGCAAAAGCAAUACCAGCAGUAGCAGCAGCAAAAGCAAUAUUAGCAGUAGAAGAAACAACAGUAGCAGUACAAUCAGAAGCAUUAGCAGCAGAGGAAGUACUAGCAGUAGAGGUAGCAGUGAGUAGUAGCAGUAUCAGCAGUAGAAGUACCAAUAAAAGCAGUAUCAGCAGAAACAGUGAGCAGAAGCAGUACCAGCAUCAUACGUGA